Knipowitschia caucasica is the source of this 4731-nucleotide messenger RNA. The record is from the annotation of a GenBank genome assembly. Lineage: Eukaryota; Metazoa; Chordata; Actinopteri; Gobiiformes; Gobiidae.
AUGGAUGUCAGGUGGAUACAAGGGUUCACUAAUAAAGACGUUCGGUUUGUGGACAAAAAUACCAUUGGAUUCCCCUGUGGGAAUUUCAUUUACUUUUUUGAUUUAAAUACGAGACAACAAACUUCCCUCCGGGGCCCGGGCAGAGGCGUGAGUGCAUUCACCGCAAAUGGAAACAGUGGAAUAUUUGCAUUUUCUCCCCGUGGCCUGAACCAGUCUAUAUUUGUGCACAGUCAUCCUACAUUAGAAUUAAAGAGUGAACUUAAAGGAACAUCCAAGCUAGAUUUCAUCACUUUGGAUUUAGGCAACGAUGGCCCAUACCUCGUGAGCUGCUCGUCUCUUCCAGACUUCAUCAUAACUGUCUGGAAUUGGGAAAGUGCAACACCACUUUGUCAACAAGAACAUGGUGGGAACAUUACAUACAAUACUUUAGUGUUCAACCCCUGGAACUGGCUCCAAAUGUGUGCCAUGGAUGAAGCCUCCCUCAUUGUUUGGAACAUUGAGAGGAAUCGUAGAGUCCAUGUUCUCAAACCACGCCUGAUAGAGCUUCCAGAUGUGGAUGGUGCCAUUGUAAAGAGGUAUGUACUGAGCUCGCACCGCGUCAGUAAAAAGCUAUCCUACUUUGGACCUGAGAUGCCUCCAUCAGCGAUCGCAGGACUCAAAGGACACAAGGCAGAGAGCAUUGUGAACAAGCUUUUCAGAAAGGCCAGAGUGACUCCUGUCGCCAUGUGCUGGACCGUCACAUCGCAGCUGUAUGUGGGCUGUAAAGAAGGCUUUCUGCUGCUUAUUGAUCCAGUGCUCCUCUCCGUCUCCAUUGUCUUCAAUCCCAAAAUACCUAACGGUUUCCCUGAGCUCACACAUGGUUUUCAAGCUCUCGCUUUUCACAAAGAUCACCUCAUUGCAGUAGGAGAAGAUAGAGUGUGUCGAAAGUUGCUGGUAAAGGAAAAGCAGAUUCAAAUCAUAAAGACGUGGGAAUUAGCAUGUCCGAUUACAACUGCUCUUUACUCACCCAACUAUGAAAUGCUACUAUGUGCCUCAGAUAUGGGUCAAAUAUUCACUUUAAAUCCUCACUCUUCAAAGAAUGUGACAAAAGUUCUGGAUGAUUUGUGUGGGGACUUUGUGGCUCUAGCUUUCUCGCCCACUGAUCCGAACAUAUGUGUGACUGUGAGAGCUCCAGGACAGCUGCAGGUGUGGUCGAUUGAUGGCAUAAUGCUCAGUGCUUUGUCUAUGCAAGCAAAGAUAACAAGCCUGGCUUGCUGUCCUGUCGCAAAAUAUGUGGCUUUGGGAACAGCUUGUGGAAAAGUUCUCUUUGUUGACGUCAGAGAUCCGCUGCAGCCUCGUACAGUGCACCAAACUCCUCUCUAUCACACGCCUGUGCAGCAUUUAGUGUUUGAUCCACAUGGUAACUACUUAUUCACAAGUGCACAAGAUUCCUACGUCUAUGUUAUUGAUCCCAGACCAUCAUCACAAUUUGCUGUCUUGGGAUGCACAGUGUUACCGAGCCCAUCUUUGACCCUGUCUGCUCAGUACAUAAAGGAAACUGGACAGGUGAAAGUUCUUGCACUAUGUGCCGACUCAAACAAAACUCACAGCAAACGGCUGACACUGCUGUCUUUACCUGCAAAGACCAUCACUGAGAUUCCCAAUAGUGUGGACCGAAAUGGUUAUCUUUCAAAGACUGUCCUAAAUCGUUACAAGCUUCCUCAGGACUCAACCUCCUCUGACAGUGAACAGAGCACUCGGCUCACCCCAACCUGUUGGGUAAAGGAUUAUUGUAUGGGAUCCUGUUUCCUGGCGCUCUCUCCUCACAAGUCUUGGCUCGCCUCUUUGAGCCCAAUUGGUAUUCUGAGAGUCAGGAAAUGUGCCUCAUUGGCCACAUGCGUUAAGAUACAGUGCCAUUCCCUGUGCUUUUCUGGAGUUCCACUUUUGUCUAUCUCCGCAAACAGUCUAAAUAUUCUCAGUGCGAAUAACAAUGAUGGCUCUCUCGUGUGCACUAAUGUGAAAAUAGAAGAAGGUUCCAAUCCUCAGCCUAUGUCAUUACAGAGCAAUUUACAGAUCCAAGUCACGACUGAAAACAAAGUCCUUGGUGAUAUGAUGGAGUGGAGUGAACAGGGCGGUGGAAGUUCGGCAACAACAAAUGCGAAAGAAAAAGAGGAAGAUGACAAAAGCCAUUCACAAAAGACUUGGUUGGAAAGUAGGCGAGAGGCGAUCGUCAAAGAGGACAAUGAGAAAUAUUCAGAAGUUAAGAAAGACCUCCUGAGAAGACACAAAAUGUUACAGGAAUCUUUUCAAAAACUGAUCUGUGAGAAUGAGAGCGCUCCUGAAAUGGAACGUCUGGACCCAUCAGAGUUCGUUUUGGAUGUAGAGGAUCAGAGAAGACUCCAAGCCCUACACGAGGAAGAGGUGUUAAAGGCGAGGGCUGAAACUGAGUGGAGAAUUCUCACCAACUACUACCAUCGAGACAGAUUGAAGAAGAUUGGCUGGGAUAGCUUGAAGGUCAAAGGCAGAUCUGUUAAGGCAUUUCAAUCAGGCUAUGAGGUGAAGAAUUACCCGCUGAGAGAGCGCACCGAACAGGAAUUGGAGGACCUACGCAGAGUUGAGCAGCAGAGGCGGAUCGAACAAGCCCUAUGCACUGACGGAGAGGAGAAAGGCCCGGGUACGGACGUGAAGAGCAGUCUCUCCUAUGAGUUUGAUUGUUCCAGUCCAUACAUGUACAAUCAGUUUGAAGUGCGGAGUCGAGAGCAGAAAGUCAACCAGAUCAUUCUGCUUCAGGACCUGAUCUACAAAGUCAAAACAGCUUUUAAUAAAGACUUUGACGCGACACACAAACAGAAAUUAUAUGAGCUGAAGAGUAUUGGCCAAAGGAACAGUCGCAUCAAGGAGAUCAUGGCGGAGCUGGGGCUGCAGGAGGAGAUCUUUGAGCCCAGUCUCAGCGACUCCGAGUGCCCAGAGAAACUGCUCACGGUCCAGGACUCGGAGAUCACAUCUGAGAAAUACCUCACCCCAGAGCAAAAAGAAGAGCAGCUGAAAAAGUUGGAAGCGGAGAGACAUUUGGCUUCCAAGGGAAAUAAUUAUCGGGAUAAAACUCUGGACGACAUGAUGGGCGGCGGGCUGCAAGUGCAGAAACAGGACAUAUUGAAAAUGGAAAUUCCUCCUCCGGAGUUUGUUUUGACCAAACCUGAAGUCCAGUGGAGCGAAGAAGAGAAUAAGGUGCACAAGGAGUACCAGAAGAAGUUGGACGAGUUGAAUGAAGCAAAAGAGCAGUACAGAAAACUUAUAGAGUCGGAGAUUAAAAAACUGCAGCUGGCGAACCAAGAAGGCGUCAAUAAGUUUGAUGAAACAAUGGCAAAGCUGUUUGAGAAGCAAGAGAAAUGUGAAAUGGCUGUUAAUCAGGAAGAGUUGAAAAUUGCCUGCCUGGUCCAUUCCCUGCAUGUGGAAGAAGAGAUGAUAAAUCGAGAGGCAGAACUCAAGUCCAGACUUGAACAAGUGCUGACACACAAGGAUGACAUCUCAGAAGAGGUGAGGAAAUGCCAAGAAGAGGUGGAUAACUUUCAAACCGUCUACAAGACUACAGUCGCUGAGGACCAAGGUCUGGACAAAGAAUUCCACAAAGAGUUCUGUGACGUCCCCAGACAUUUUGUCGACGAACUCCACAAAUUGUUCAAGCGCAGACCCAGGGCCCAAAAGAUGAGGGCACAGGUCACUAAAACCCCCAUCCCAUUCAAAGAGCCGUGCUUGUCUGGUUCCAUGGCAACGGAGAGUCUUGGGAAGCUGAUGAAGAGCGUGGAUGAGAUGGACUCGCCCCAAAAUAUGCCCGAAAAACUGCAUCCAGCCGUCUGGGAACGCUUCUGCAUUUUCCGAAGAAACAAACUGGAAAAAGAGCACGAGGUCAAAAUGAACGCACUCACGCUGGCUGAGAUGAUCGCAUUCCUUCAAGCGAGGAAAGACGAGGAGAAAGCCGUCAUAGAGGAAUACCAGACCAUGUCAGAGGAGCUCAAGAGAUUGCACCAGGUGAAGAACCGCUUCAUUAUGGACCUGAACGUCCAGGUCCUGCUGAAACAAGGCCAAGUGGAGGUCUCCAACACAAAAUUCUCAGGCCAAUACGCAGACUCCAUACUGCUGCCAAGAAGUGUGGUGGAAGACCUGAACAGAACCAUCAGGACGAUUGGAGAAAGCAAGAUUUCAGCCAUGGUGGAACGCAAGAACUUGGGCAAAGAUAUCCUUCAGCAGGAGUGGGAGCUCAAAAGGAACAGGAUGCACAUUGAGGAUCUGGAGAAUAAAGCCAGAGACAUUCAAACGCUGAGGAUUUCUGCGGAUCAAAAGGAGUAUCUAAACAGUACCGAUCGAGAGGGCCGAGCGUCGAAGCAAGUCGCUGUUAUGGAAAAAACUUUAGCUUAUCAAAAACAGUGUCAUCUAAAAAACGUGGAGCACCGCAAGAAAAAGAUAAAACAGCUGAAACACCAGGCCAAACAGACGUCAGACAAAACCGCAGUGUUGGAAACCCAGAUAGCGGAGGCAGAGGUCCGAGUGGCUGCGAAGGAACAAAUCCAAGCCAUAAUCGCUACAGAUAACCCAGCCACAGAAGAUGAAGAGCGGUAUCUGGAGAUAGUUCAGAGGAGCCAGCUGAAGGCCCUGGCUGAGGCGCAGACCAAGCAGCUGGAGCUGCUGAGGGCAGAGGUGGAACGUCUCCGGAACAAGAACUUCCCCUCGCUCUCCCAGCUGCCGCACAACUGA